CUUAGUAUCUUCGCAUAUCUCUUCAAUUAGUUCAUAGCUUCCAAUGAGCUUCCUCCACCCAGCAGCACCGCAAGAAGUCCCCUUUCUGCUCCGCCUUCCCAUCGAGCUCCGCCAGCACAUCUACAGCUAUAUCCUCCCCUCCACCACCUCCUACGCCUCGCACUUCCCGCCCGCCGCGUCGGAGCCCUCGAACAGCGAGUUCAGCCUGACCUUUGUGCGCGAGACCCUCGGCGAGGGCGUCUGGAAGAUGCAGCGCACCCUGCCCAACACCUCGCGCAAAGCCGGGAACGACAUCGUGUGGCGACGGGGCUGGACCGCGCUGCUCGCCGUCAAUCGCCAAAUUCACGAGGAAUGCGUAGACCUGAUAUACGGGGAUAAUACCUUCGUCAUCGAUGUGGCGUACGAUAGCAUCAAAUUUCGCUACCGCUGGGUGCUGCCGAGCAAUUUGACGCCCAGCCAGAGUUAUUCGUUCCUCGAUCACUUUUCGCAGCGAAAUCUGCUGAGGAUUAGAAAUUAUAUUGUCAAUGUCGAGCAUGUGGAUAGCUAUACGGGCAUGAUCAAGUACAACUGCGGUGGGAGGGGUUUGACGGCGGGUAUAAGGCAGCAAGUCCAAAAUCUGGUAGAGCUGCUGGCCCUGGUGCCGAGCCUGCAUCGCGUGCAUGUACAUCUCAUUGAUGGCGCAAUUAGUAGGGUGAGAUUCCCGAGUGGGCGGUUGCAUCGCGUCCAGGACAAGGGGAACUGUGCAGCAGCGCAGACGGUGCUGGAUCCGUUGUUCAGGCUAUAUGGGGUCAGGAAGGCGGCGGUGACAGGCGUAACCCCAGAGUAUAUGACCAGGCUUGAGGAACAAAUGACGGGAGGUAGAUGAAUACGAAUUAUGAAUUAGCCUCCUGAGGAUCUCUAUGACGACUAAUCGAUACGUCUUUGCGUCGC
Molecule: messenger RNA, 930 nt
Organism: Mytilinidion resinicola
Lineage: Eukaryota; Fungi; Ascomycota; Dothideomycetes; Mytilinidiales; Mytilinidiaceae
Exons: 1
Coding region: 44-865 (273 amino acids)
Source: RefSeq, a predicted model, not a curated record